UUUUUUACUGGAAGUUUAAACUGUUAUUUACAUUAUAAAAACCGUAAACGUUCAACAUUCAUGCAGAUAUUUCCAUAGAAGAACAUGGCAGAAGUAUCUAAUGGACGCGCGGACAUUUUGGAUGUUUCAUCAGAUUAUGCAAUAGUUUAUGGCCUAUACAGAAUGUAUUAACCACAUUUACAAGAGUCAGUUUACUGGAACUGAAGUUCUGCAAGACCUAUAGACAGCGAGACCGGCAAUGUUUUGAAGUUCGUUGCUAUAGCAACCAGUGGGUAUUCGAUAGAUUCCUAUAUUUGUGGCGUGCAUGUUUGUACCGACAAUAAAACAGAUUGGUUUGUUAUGCGAUUACUAACAAUGGGAUCAGAAGAUUGUUCCUGGGUCUUCGAUUCACUGGUGGGGUUUCUGCAGGGACCAAUAUGGAAUGCUCCAAUACUAACAUUCAUCGAACAAAAGUCAUCAGUCUUCGAACCAGGACACUCGGAACAUGAAGACGAGUACAAGAAAAUUUACGAAGAAUACAAAGAUCUGGUGGACUCAAUGCUGGGAAGUUAUAUGGAAGACAUUGGUAUUACACCAGAGCAAUUUGAAAAUGCAUGCAGUAAGAACUCAGCAGGAGGCUUGCAAAUACGCUUUCAACAAACCCUGUUUGAACAAGUGUGGGCAGCUAAUGACUAUGAAAUAUUCAAGAGGAUGAUGAUCCAGAAGAAUGUAGAGCUUCAGCUGCAAGCACUGGAGAUGAUCCAGCAGCGCUAUGGCAUCACACCGCAGUCAUUCCUGCCAACAGAUGGUGAUGAAAACCUGCAGACAGAGGAGGAAUCCCGAAUCAUGGAGGAGGUUAUCAAGCAGUCACUUGAAGAGUAUGAGAUAAACAAGCAGAUGCUGGACAGAUCUACUCUGGAGAUAGAACAGAGCCUUGUGUCAUCACCUGAGGAACGCCAUCGUUUGGAAGCAGAGUGCAAAAGGGAGAAGGGGCUGUUGCAGACUGCACUCCAGCUCACAAUUGAACCGCAAUUGCAGAAAGAAGAAUCAGUGCCCACAAAAUAUGAGGAUGAAAUGCAGAUAAAAAAACAGGUUGAUGCUGAAGAUCUGAUGAGAAGACAAGAAUACCUGAAUGCACAGCGAGACAAACUUCUAGCCCUUAAAAAGCAAGAACGAGAAAAGCAGCUCCAGGCAGUGGAAACUGGUAGCAGCAAGCAGCGUCCUAGAUCUGCAAAAGCAGCACAGUUGGCACUUGCUGGUCAGCCUGAAAUCAAUGCACAAACCUUGCAGGUGCGGAAGGCUCUUGCAGAACGACUGAAAUCUGAAGUGGUUGGAAGGAAGUUCUAGAGUCUAGAAUCUAGACUGUGUAUGCUCCUGUUUGAAUUUUUCAAGUAGCCUAUCCUUUGUAUAUAAUUUGGAAAACAAUCUAUAAAAUGAAAAUGGCAUUUAUAACUUAACUAGCAUAUAAUGUCCUUGUUCUUCUGUCCUUGCAAUCAUAGAGGCAAAACUAAAAAUGUCUGGCCACAGCAAUAAGGUUACUUAAAACUGAGAUAAAUCCCACUGCACAAUGUGAUGGCUUCAAACUUUAGAACAGAAAGUAAAGAUUAUAUCACCACAUUUCAACACAAAAUCGCACAUUUACAAAGUAAUUGAACUGAAAAACCAUGCAUUUAAUCUAAUAAAUGUGUAACCUCAGUGUUCAAACAUGCUAUAAAACAGCUGGCUUCUUAAUCAUUGCCCAAGUUCAAGACAUUCUAUUUACUGUACUCACACCCCUGAAGCCAAUUCGUCAGAAACAUGUAACUGUCACCUUCAAGUUGCCUUUCCUGUCUGUUUGUACAAAUGUAGUGUAUCCCAAAAGAAAUAUUAAAACAAAACAAUCUUAAUUUUGUGUAUUUUAGCAGAACACUUUCAGCAUUUAAUAAUACUGACUUUUUUAAAAUAAAUAAGAUAUACACAACAUUAACAACAUAUAUUAUUGAUUAAUUAAAACUGGUACACUGUCAAUUUGCACACAUUUAAAACUAUGAUUGUGCUACUUAUUGUCAGUUAAUGCAUUAUUAAUUUUUCACUUCAUUAACAUGUAUGAAAUAAAAAAGUGUGUGAAAGCAUAAAACAUCUUCA
Molecule: messenger RNA, 2103 nt
Organism: Zootermopsis nevadensis
Lineage: Eukaryota; Metazoa; Arthropoda; Insecta; Blattodea; Termopsidae
Source: RefSeq, a predicted model, not a curated record